This is a messenger RNA of Penicillium soppii, 444 nucleotides long. RefSeq lists its product as uncharacterized. The transcript has a single exon. Lineage: Eukaryota; Fungi; Ascomycota; Eurotiomycetes; Eurotiales; Aspergillaceae. The record is from RefSeq and is a predicted model, not a curated record. Bases 1 to 444 code for a protein of 147 amino acids.
AUGCCCAGCGCCGGCAUCAUCUUGAUGACCGUGGUAGGCAUAACCACAUCAAUUGGCGCCUACCUCGCCGACUGGAACGAAACACACAUAUACAACCCGCGGUGGCCCCCACAUGCCAAGUUCCACAAUGGCCAGACCAUGUCCAUGGGUCUCGUGCUCGGCUUGACGACUUUAUACUAUCUCUACCGCGGUGCCUCCACGCCAGAUAUCAAAAGUCACUAUGUCCAUACUGCGGCUUGGACGGGUAGCAUCUACUGGAUUACUCAACUGAGCGCUUUUCUCUACCCUGGGAGUUUGGCGGUUGAUCCUGAGUUUGGCACUUUUGCUCCGCAGGUUUAUAUUGCUAGUAGCAUGCUUACAUUUGCUUUUGUUGGGUUGCUUCUGGAAAGAGCGAGACUGGCGUCUCUUUUGGAUGGAGGGAAGGAUUCGAAGAAAUCGUCUUGA